AUGAAUCCUUAUCCCAAGAUUGUAGAUAAGAAGCUUAGGCCUGGUGCUUUUAGCAUGAUUUAUGCUUAUAUGGAUUUCACUGAUGGUGAUAGUUUCAACAAAGCCCUAGAACUUGAUGGAUCUGUACUUAAUAAGCAUUCCUCGUCUGUGGAGGAGGCAAAGCCAAGAGGUGAAUUCUUUGAUGGUCCCAGUGGCGGAAGAAGUGGUGGUAGGAGUGGAGGAAGAGACGGUGGUGGUGGUAGAAAUGGAGGAAGAGAUGUUAGUGGUGGAUGGAGUGGGGGUGGUGGCAGAGGACGUGGAAUACCUAAUAAACCGAACCGUGCUGCUACCGGCACAUGGAAGAAGACUUCCACAGAUGACGAUUAA
Molecule: messenger RNA, 366 nt
Organism: Hibiscus syriacus
Lineage: Eukaryota; Viridiplantae; Streptophyta; Magnoliopsida; Malvales; Malvaceae
Product: nucleolin 1-like
Exons: 3
Coding region: 1-366 (121 amino acids)
Molecular function (GO): nucleic acid binding
Source: RefSeq, a predicted model, not a curated record